CGCUAUAUUACUUCGUAAGGACUCGAGUAACGCCAUAGAGCUAAGCGCGUAAAGAUGGCAGGUAUACUGGAUGUCCCCAAACCAAGAGUAACCUGCUCCAUGUUGACGCAGUACAUAAGUAGACCGGUCUGUUUCGUUGGGCGUGUGGAAAAGGUUCACCCCACCGGGAAAACGUUCACUGUCGCGGAUGGAGAAGGAAAGAUUGCAACAGUUGAACUAAACGAUCCACUCGAGGAAGAGCUGAGCGGCAUCGUGGAGGUGAUUGGCAUGGUGUCAAACAAAGGCGCUAUAAUGGCCACCACCUACAACGUGCUGCGUGAGGACAAGGGGAUUCUUUUUGACUUAGAACUCUACACUGAAGCCCUGAAGGUCAUCCAUGACUUCCCGCAGCACUACCCGUUUGUAGUGGCUGCAAGCGGAUGAACUCGUUGUGUGGUGGAGGAUCGGUUCUCUAGAGGAGGGUGUUUGGUUCCUGUGCCAAGGAGUUUUGGUUGGGUUGAAAUUAAUUUGUACAAAGGUUUGUGAUGUUAAGUAAAUAAAAAAAAUAAAAAACUAGAUACCAAA
Messenger RNA from Gasterosteus aculeatus aculeatus (three-spined stickleback), 564 nucleotides. It is a transcript of the gene rpa3, whose product is annotated as replication protein A3. NCBI's taxonomy places the organism in Eukaryota, Metazoa, Chordata, Actinopteri, Perciformes, Gasterosteidae. Gene Ontology annotation, biological process: DNA replication; double-strand break repair via homologous recombination; base-excision repair. Gene Ontology annotation, molecular function: single-stranded DNA binding; damaged DNA binding. The record is from RefSeq and is a predicted model, not a curated record. Gene Ontology annotation, cellular component: site of double-strand break; nucleus; DNA replication factor A complex.